GGGAGGGCGAGUUACACCCUGUGAGCAUGCUUGAGGAGAGAGGGACAGAGAAAAAAAAACUCAGUUUUCUCAGUUGUUGAGUGGAGCAGUCAGUGGGGUAGCAGGACAAGAAAAAGCGUGAGGAGCAAAUCGCUACCAUAAGGAACCGCACACAGUCCCACGGAGAGGAAGCGCAACAGCAGAUAAAAGGUGGAAAUAUCAACAGAAAUGUUGAUAUUUCAAAUGGCGAUCCUGCUAUCCGCAGGGGCGUGCGUCCUUGCCCAGGUACCAGAGUUCAGCGAUGUGUGCACGGAGGGGAGCUGCUACCCCGCCACGGGAGACCUUCUCAUCGGCAGAGCCCACCAACUCUCCGCCAACUCCACAUGCGGCCUCCACCGGCCCGAGCCGUUCUGUAUCGUCAGUCAUUUACAGGAGGAGAAGAAAUGCUUUGUGUGUGACUCCACCGACGUCUAUGUCAAAAGUGUGGUGAAUGCCACCACCGGCCACCGGGUGGAGAAUGUCGUGACCACAUUCGCCCCCAACCGCCUGAAAACCUGGUGGCAGUCAGAGAAUGGUCUUGAGAAAGUGACCAUCCAGCUGAACUUGGAGGCAGAGUUUCAUUUCACCCACCUCAUCAUGACCUUCAAGACCUUCAGGCCUGCUGCCAUGGUGAUUGAGCGGUCAGCUGACUUUGGGCAGAACUGGCAGGUGUACCGCUACUUUGCCUAUGACUGUGAGUCCGCAUUCCCUGCCAUAUCCUCGGGGCCCAUGCAGAAAGUGGAUGAUGUCAUCUGCGAUUCACAUUACUCCGACAUUGAACCAUCGACAGAGGGAGAGGUCAUCUUCCGAGUUUUGGAUCCAGUUUUCCGUAUUGAAGAUCCCUACAGCCCCAGAAUCCAAAACAUGUUGAAGAUCACCAACCUGAGGGUGAAGUUCACCAAGCUGCACACUCUGGGAGACAACCUGCUGGACUCCCGCAUGGAGAUCAAGGAGAAGUACUACUAUGCUGUCUACGACUUGGUGGUCCGGGGUAACUGCUUCUGCUAUGGACACGCCUCAGAGUGUGCGCCCGUCGACGGGGCUGGCGAUGUUGUCGAGGGCAUGGUCCAUGGCCACUGUAUGUGCAACCACAACACCAUGGGGCUGAACUGUGAGAAGUGUCAGGACUUCUACCAUGACCUGCCCUGGAGACCAGCCGAGGGACGCAAUACCAACGCCUGUAAAAAAUGUAACUGUAACCAGCACUCAGACUCGUGUCACUUCGACAUGGCAGUAUACGUCUCCACGGGCAAUGGGAGCGGUGGUGUGUGUGAUGAGUGCCAGCACAACACUAUGGGACACAACUGUGAACAGUGCAAACCCUUCUACUUCCAGCACCCAGAGAGGGACAUCCGUGACCCCAGCAUCUGUGAAUCGUGUAACUGUGAUCCGGUGGGCUCUCUGAAUGGCGGGAUCUGUGACAGGAUGACUGAUGUGUCGUCUGGACUGAUCUCUGGCCAGUGUCGCUGCAAGCCCAAUGUGGAGGGAGAGCGCUGUGACCAGUGCAAACAGGCCCACUACGGCUUGGGAGACCACCCUCUGGGCUGCCUGGCCUGCACCUGUAAUGCCCUGGGGACAGUUCCUGGAGGGAACCCAUGUGAUACAGACUCGGGAGACUGUUACUGCAAACGCCUGGUCACCAGGAGGGACUGUGACCAGUGUAUGCCUCAGCACUGGGGGCUAAGCAAUGACAUGGAUGGCUGCAGACCAUGUGACUGUGACCUAGGUGGAGCCAUCAAUAAUGAUUGUUCCCAGGAGACUGGUCAGUGUGUGUGUCGAGAACACAUGUUUGGCAGGCGCUGUGACCAGGUGGAGUCAGGCUUCUACUUCAUCGCCCUGGACCACUACACCUACGAGGCAGAGGACGCCAAAUUUGGACCUGGUGUGACAGUAGUUCAGAGACCCCACCCUCAGGACCGUAGCCCCACCUGGACAGGGGUAGGUUUCGUCAAUGUUCCCGAGGGGGCCUACCUGGAGUUCUCCAUCGACAACAUCCCCCACUCCAUGGAGUACGACAUCCUCAUCCGCUACGAGCCUCAGUUACCAGACCAGUGGGAGGAGGUGUUGAUGACAGUGAUGCGGCCCAGUGUGAUCUCAGCAGACAGUCGCUGUGCCAAUACCAUGCCUGACGACGACAACCAGAUGAUAUCCCUCCACCCCGGAUCACGAUAUGUGGUGCUCCCCAGACCAGUGUGUUUCGAGGCAGGGAUGAACUACACAGUUCGUCUGAGUCUGCCCCUCUACUCUGCACUCAGCGACAUCCAGUCCCCAUAUACACUCAUUGACUCGAUUGUGCUGAUGCCCCACUGUAAGAACCUGGAGAUCUUCACUGGUUCUGAGGGCGGUAACUUGGCCACCAACAGUGCCUGGGACACCUUCCAGCGCUACCGCUGUCUAGAGAACAGCCAGAGCGUAGUGAAGACCCCCUCCACAGACAUCUGCCGCAACUUUAUCUUCAGCGUAUCCGCUCUGCUGCACCAGGGAGCUAAAGCAUGCCAGUGUGACCCGCAGGGCUCUCUCAGCACAGUGUGUGACGCCAGCGGCGGGCAAUGCCAGUGUCGUCCCAACGUGGUAGGCAGGAACUGUGACAAGUGUUCCCCUGCCACCUACCUGUUUGGACCCAGUGGCUGCAGAUCCUGUGAUUGCAGUCCCCAGGGAUCGGAGCAUGCGUUCUGCCAUGAGGCUACAGGCCAGUGUGCUUGUGUCCCCGGGGCGUACGGCCGUCAGUGUGACCGCUGUCUGCCGGGUCACUGGGGCUUCCCCAACUGUCGCCCCUGCACCUGCAAUGGCCACACAGAGCAGUGUGACCCCUACUCCGGAGAAUGCCUGGACUGCCGAGAACAGACCACCGGACACAACUGCGAGAGGUGUCUGGAAGGUUACUAUGGUGACCCUGUCCUGGGUUCAGGGGACCACUGUCGUCCCUGUAUGUGUCCGGAUGGGCCCGGUAGCGGGCGGCAGUUUGCCGGUGGAUGUUACCGCGGUCUGGACUCUCACUACCAGGUGUUUUGUAUCUGCAGCCCUGGGUACAGAGGUGCCAGAUGUGAGGAGUGUGCCCCAGGUUACUAUGGAAACCCCCAUGAGAACGGCGGGCAAUGCCAACCGUGCCAGUGCAACAACAACAUUGACAUGCUGGACCAGGAGUCCUGUGAUGCCAGGACGGGUGAAUGUCUCAAAUGUCUCUACCACACCGAGGGUCAAGGCUGCCACAGCUGCAAGCUGGGUUACUAUGGGGAUGCCCUCACACAAAAUUGCAGAAAGUGUGUGUGUAACCACCUGGGCACCAACCCAGCCACAUGCCCGUCGGUGGGCGACUGCCACUGUGAUCUGGGCAGUGGGCAGUGCCAGUGUCUACCGAACGUGGUGGGUCAGCACUGUGACCUGUGUGCCCCCGACACCUGGAACAUGGCCAGCAAGAGGGGCUGCGAAGCCUGCGACUGUGACCCCAACCACUCAUUUGGAACAUCCUGCAACGAGCUGAGUGGCCAGUGCUCCUGUAAACCUGGCUUUGGGGGUAAAACGUGUCGGGAGUGCAGAGAGCUGUUCUGGGGAGACCCUGAAGUCAAAUGCAACGCGUGCGACUGUGACCCACGAGGCAUCGCCGAGCAGCAGUGCAACAAGGCCAACGGUCACUGCGUGUGCUUGGAGGGCGUGUCUGGUCCCCGCUGUGACGUCUGCGCCCGCGGCUACUCUGGCACCUUCCCCUACUGUGAACGCUGCCACCAGUGCUUCACCGACUGGGACGUGAUCGUGGGUCAGCUGACCAACCAGACCCACAGGCUGGUCAACAAGGUGAACACCAUCAAGGCCAGCGGCAUCACCGGACCCUACAAACACACCAUAGAUAACAUGGAGCAGAGCGCCGGGGCCAUAAGAACUAUCCUGGCCCAGAACCCGGCUACACAGCCACUGUCUGAGAUACAGCAGCUACUGGAGCAGGCCACAGAUCUAAUGGAAGAGAUGAGCAACAAGCUGAACCUCUCUGAGGAGGCGUUGGCCCAGGUAUCAUCUGAUGACAACAGCACCAACACCAAACUGGACUCUCUCAAAGAGGACGCCCAGAAACUGGAUCGCACCGUCAAGGAGCUGCUGGACCAAGUGGAGCUCAUCAAGAACUCUGAUGUUCGGGGAGCGACAGACAGUGUCACAAAGUACUACAAGCAGUCUCUGGCUGCUGAGGCUCACGCCAAUGCCUCCACCACCGGCCCAGGCAACCCUGUGGAGAGCUCUUUCGUUCUACGACAAGCUACAGAGGACAAGAUGAAUGACACCAGGGAGGAGUUCCACAGGAGGCAGGAAGAACACGCCAAGAGACUGGACGACCUGGCGGAUCAGCUGGAGACAUUGGACCUAUCAGAACUCAGCGAGAAGACGUGUGGUAGCCCAGCUGGUGAGGUGUGUGCAGACUCUCUGUGCGGGGGGCUGAGCUGUGUGGACUCUGACGGGAACAGGAGGUGUGGGGGUGAGGGGUGCAACGGUCUGGUCACCCUGGCCAACAAUGCCUGGCAUAAGGCCAAGGACUUUGACCAGGAGAUCCUCAUGGCCAUGCAGGAGGUGGACAAGCUCUCCAAGAUGGUGUCGGAGGCCAAGGUGAAGGCAGACGAGGCCAAGCUGAGUGCCCAGGACGUGCUGCUGAAGACAAACAAGACCAAGCAGCGCGUGGCCCAGAGCAAUGAGGAGCUGCGCAGCCUCAUCCGACAGAUCAGAGACUUCCUCACACAGGAUGCAGCGGACAUGGAGAGCAUCGAGGCAGUUGCCAACGAGGUGCUGGCCAUGCAGAUGCCCAGCACGCCAGCCCAGCUCCAGAAUCUGACAGACGAGAUCAGGGAGAGGGUGGGAGACCUGGCCCAAGUGGAGACUAUCCUGAACCAGAGCGCCGACGAUGUGCAGAGAGCCGAGAGCCUACUGGAGCAGGCACGCAGAGCCAGUAAAGAGGCAACAGAUGUGAGGGAAACAGCAGAGAUGGUGAAGCAGGCUCUGGAAGAGGCUGAGCGUGCCCAGAAAGCAGCGGCCGAGGCCAUCAAACAGGCCACCACCGACAUCAAUGGCACCAAUGACCUCCUGACCUCAGUGGAGUCGGAGACAGCGGACUCAGAGUACAAGCUGAACAACACCACCCAGAGGCUGCUCCGGUUAGAGCAAGACAUCACACUGCUCAGAGAGAAGACACUGAACACCUCGCUUAGCUCUGAACAAACCGAGAGAGACGCAGAGACCAUCAACAAAGUGGCUGAGCAGGUCAAAAAGGACCUGGACUCGGAGCUGAAGGAUAAGUACAGCACUGUGCAGGACCUGAUCAAACAGGAGGCCGGGGGCGUGGCCGACGCCAAGAAGAGGGCGGAGCUUCUACAGCAGGAAGCCACAGACCUGCUGCUACAGGCCAGCGACAAGCUGCAGCUACUGAAAGAUUUAGAGAAGUCCUACGAGGACAACCAGAAGACUCUGGAAGACAAGGCCAACCAGUUGGUGGAUCUGGAGAAGGCUGUCAAAGAGCUGCUGCAGGAGAUCAGUCACAAAGUCACUGUGUACAGCACCUGUCUGUUUUAAACACAACCCCCAGUACGGGGUUGUGAAGGAAACUGGUCCCCAAGGCAAUAUGAAACCCUAGAGACAUAUUAAACGUACCACCCACUCACACUCCCUGGUUUCAUCAUUUGAAAUCAAAGAUUUCUGUUUACUUUUAUACUGUUUCUAAGUCAAACAAGUGGUAUUUGUGUGGAAAAAGCAGGGGAUAAAAAAAGAUGUAAUCUGUUUCUAUUUGUAGGAAACGAGGAGAAAGAAUAAGUGAAAAUCAGAAUCCUGCCAAAGAGUUUACCAGCCAAGUUACAGCCAACAUUUAAGAUACACAGUACCAGCCAGACAUCAUCGCCUACAUAUACAAAGUGACAUGAACCAGCCACAGACUUUACAACUACCUUGCUUGGCAGUACUUCUAGCACACAGUAUGUGUGAGAAUGUUAUGGUUAGAAUUUUUGAGAAUGAGAGCUUUGAGGCGAAUUUGUGCUUACAGAUAUUUGGAAUACGAAAAAAAUAAAAAGGAAAAUGUGCAUUGUUUUGAAAUGUUUGCAAAGAACUGCCCUCUCCAGCUAAACCAGAAUGUAAUUCAAUUAUUUUUCUUGAGCUUGUAAACCAAUGUUUAGAGGGCGGAAAGCAUGAAUGUAAAGGUUUGACUUACAUUUUUACCAUGAGACUGGAUUAUUUUGUAUAUUUGUAAACGGCAUUGUAUGAACCAACUGUUUACUUUCAAAGUUACGUAGACCAAAAACUUGACCAACAAAUUUAUUUGUAAAUUUUUUUUUUAACUACCCAUUUGAAAUCCUAUCAAAUAAGUGUUAUAUCUCGACAAGUUAUUUUUUUAAUUUUAUUUUUACAUAUUUGUAUUUUGAGCCUUAGCCUCUCGCCUUUCACUGUAGUGUACCUGUUCUGGUAAGAUGGGGAAGUGUGCCGAGUGCUCCUCAGAGCAGACCUCCUGUGUACACUAAGCAUUAGAUCCAAUGCCUAGGCUAGAUCUGAAACACAAGAGACAUUAAGCUACUCACAGUUGUUUUUAUCCUUGAUUUAUAAUUUUUUGUUGUAUAGUGUCCUUGUUAUUUUUUGGAUGAAAGGCGCUUUAAAGCCAAUGUAUUACAAUGAUUAGUACUAGUAUAGGGCAAUUGUGACAGGACUUUUCAUAAAUUCUCCCAAUAUGCCACAAAUCUCAAUGAAAUCUUUCCUGGAAUAAAUCAGGUCUGAUAUGUUUGAAUUGGUGAUAGCGGGGUGGUAACCUUCAUUUGACUUAAAUCACAAAUGGAUUAUUCAAUCACACACAGCCUAUAUUAUGGACACUGGCAAAUAGGUUAACCUGGUUGGGUUGUAUGACUUUUGUGUGAUGUCAUUGUUACCUGUGAAACUAAAAAGAGCACGAUCCUA
This is a messenger RNA of Coregonus clupeaformis (lake whitefish), 6927 nucleotides long. Its product is annotated as laminin subunit beta-1-like. Gene Ontology annotation, cellular component: laminin trimer. Gene Ontology annotation, biological process: substrate adhesion-dependent cell spreading; cell migration; basement membrane assembly. Gene Ontology annotation, molecular function: extracellular matrix structural constituent. The record is from RefSeq and is a predicted model, not a curated record. The coding region runs from base 208 to 5565 and encodes 1785 amino acids. The transcript has 33 exons. NCBI's taxonomy places the organism in Eukaryota, Metazoa, Chordata, Actinopteri, Salmoniformes, Salmonidae.